AGCUGACAGAGGUUUUGGCGAAACCCGUCUUUCAUAUCAAACAGAGCCGUCGAAAGGAGGUCCCAAUCGACGACAAUAUGAAUGAGAAUAUAAACGAAAUCAGUGGCCAAAUCGAUAAGCGGUUAGUAAUGGCGGCCAAAGGUAUCGCUCGGACACUGAGUGGUGAAGAGGCGAAGAAGACUGAAAACGAUUUGUUAAAACUCUUGAAACUGCAGAUCAUUGAAACCAAUUACGCCAAAAGCGGACAAAUUAUGCCUAAAGACAAAUUGGCAUCACUUUUGGGUGAUAUGAAAGUUCUUAAGGAGGAGCCGAGGGAGCAGUUCUUCACUCCAAUCGUACCAAUGAGUGAACAAAGAUCUUAUCAAACGAGAGGUGAAUUUGAGUCGAGAGACAGCGGACAAGAGUUUCGACAAAAACGGAGACCAUUUGAUAGGAGAGAAAGUUUUGGAGACUUUGAUGGACAGUCCGUUAGUCAGUCAAUGCUAGAGCGUCGACCACCUCGUCAGCAAAGUAUGUUCGCCGGCAGAGAACAACACAAUCUGUUUGCCGGCGAGAGUAUCGGUAUAUUCGAGGCCGACAUGAAGGAAGCGACCGAUGCGCCCAAACUGCAGAUAUGGGACGCUGAAUACUUGCUACUCGAGGUCCUCAGCUAG
Molecule: messenger RNA, 653 nt
Organism: Oppiella nova
Lineage: Eukaryota; Metazoa; Arthropoda; Arachnida; Sarcoptiformes; Oppiidae
Source: the annotation of a GenBank genome assembly